Schistosoma guineensis is the source of this 1560-nucleotide messenger RNA. NCBI's taxonomy places the organism in Eukaryota, Metazoa, Platyhelminthes, Trematoda, Strigeidida, Schistosomatidae. The record is from the annotation of a GenBank genome assembly.
AUGAAAUUAAGAAAAUUAUUGAAUUUACCAAUUUAUGUAAAAGAUUUAAAAUUAUUACAAUUUUCUAAUUGGAUAAGUGAUUGGUCAAAUGAAUUAAGUUGGGAAUAUAUAAAAAUGGCAAAUUAUGAAUUACCAUUAUAUAUUAAAGAAGGAUAUUGGAUACCAGAAUCAUUGAUAACAAUUUGUACACCAGAAGCAAUACAUAAAAGUUUGAUUGAUAUAAUCUAUGAAUUUACACAAGAAGAUUAUGAGAAAAUUGAUACUAUUUCAAUAAGAAAUCUAUUUACUCGUACUGGGAAAUAUUAUGAUGGGGGAUAUUUAAAUAUACUUUCAUUUCUAAUCAAUAUAUGUCAAUGUUUACGUGAACGUCAUACGGAUUUACAUUGUCCGAAUCCUUGUGCUAAACCAAAUGUCUGUCAUGAUGAUAUAAACAGUAACGGUUUGUGUAUGAUAAUAUCAAAUGAUGAACUUUUGAAUAAUGUACCAUUAAAUAUACGAAACAAAUUGGGAUCAAUCUAUGCUUAUGAUUAUGAAUGUGUAUGUGUAAAUGAUUACACUUUUAACCAUACAUUAAAGAAGUGUGUACCAAUCAGAAAACAUUGUGAUUCUUCUAUUUGUCUAAAUAAUGGAGAAUGUGAAUAUCUACCAGAAGAAGAACGAAUUAUUCCUAAUAUUGAAUUUAUUUGUAAAUGUCCACCUGCAUGGAAAGGAUUAUCAUGUGAAGAACCAAGAAAUCCUUGUUUAGAAACACAUGGACUAUGUGGACAAUAUUCUUGUUAUCGUGAUCCAACUAAUUCAAAACUUGGUUAUCGAUGUCAAUGUCCAAUUGGAUUUAAAGCGAUCAGUACAACUAAUCCACAAUGUGUUAAUAUAAAUGAAUGUUUAGAAUAUACAAAUGAUGAUAUUUGUUUAAAUGGUGGAAUUUGUAUUGAUAAAGAACCGUAUUCAACUAUUGAACAUGAUGUAACAGAAGUAACCUAUGGAUUUCAGUGUAUAUGUCAAAAUGGUUAUUCUGGACAACGUUGUGAACAUAGGCCACCGCCAUUGGAAUGGACUAUAUGGUCUACAUGGACAGAUUGUUCAGUUAAAUGCGGUAUUGGUGUUCAUAAACGUUUUCGUAAUUGCUCGUUACCUAAUCGUUGUAUUGGAUCAUAUGUACAAGUCAGUAAAUGUCAGGGUCAUAUAUUAUUUUGUGAAAAUGAAGAGAUUAAUGAAUUAAUUCAAUCAGGAUCAAAAAUCAUAAAAAGUUGGGAUACAGAAUGGUAUCUUCAUGAAAAUUAUUCAUUCAAUGAUACAUAUUAUUACAGUAAUUUACGUAUGAAUCAAAAAACAUUUUAUUCAACACAUCUCCAUAUUUCCAAUAUGAUCGGUGUUGUGUUGGAAUGGAUUACAACUAUACAAUUAACUUAUGAAUGGACAAUAACAGAAUUAAUAGUAUUCUAUACAAUUAUAAUGAUGAUAUUAAUCUUACCAAUAUAUUUCAUGAUUAUUUGUUUAAUUAAAUUAAUUCAAUAUGUAUUACAUGGAAAUAGAAUGUGGUGUAAUUGUAGAAUUAUGUAA